Messenger RNA from Trichomycterus rosablanca, 1163 nucleotides. RefSeq names its product hydroxysteroid (17-beta) dehydrogenase 2 (gene hsd17b2). Gene Ontology annotation, cellular component: intracellular membrane-bounded organelle. Gene Ontology annotation, biological process: steroid metabolic process. Gene Ontology annotation, molecular function: oxidoreductase activity. The record is from RefSeq and is a predicted model, not a curated record. The coding region runs from base 1 to 1152 and encodes 383 amino acids. The transcript has 5 exons. NCBI's taxonomy places the organism in Eukaryota, Metazoa, Chordata, Actinopteri, Siluriformes, Trichomycteridae.
AUGGAAGCAGGCGGAAUUGAAAUAGGGGUCUACCUUUUAUGUGUACUGCUCAUAGCCUCUAAUGCUGUGCUGCUUAGUUGGCUGGGAAAAACUAGAAAGUGGUUGGUGUGGUCAGUGGGACUUGUGGUGGCUGAGGUGAUGCUGUGCUGGAUUAUUCCAACUGGAAGUUUGAUGCUGGUGCUGCUGAGUGCCAUAUGUGGUGUGAUCUUGUUCACUGCAGUAACAGAAGUGGGGGAUAUGCUGCCAGCACAUGGCAGAGCAGUGCUUAUCACAGGUUGUGACUCUGGCUUUGGUCAUGAUCUUGCCAAAAUGCUGGACAGAGCUGGGAUGAGGGUGUAUGCUGGGGUGUUGGAUGAGUCUGGACCGGGAGCACAGGAGCUCAGAAAAGUCUCUUCCUCACAGCUUACUGUCCUCCAGCUGGAUGUUACAGACACCAACCAAGUCUCUGCAGCUUAUCAGUUCAUAAAGAGUCAAAUAGGAGACGCAGGUCUUUGGGGACUGGUAAACAAUGCUGGAGUGCUUGGAUAUACAUGUGAUGCAGAACUUCUUCCUUUGAGAAUUUUACAAAACACUCUGGAGGUGAAUUUUAUUGCUGGUGCAUUGGUCACCAAGGUUUUCCUGCCUAUGAUACGGCCAGCAAAAGGAAGAAUAGUCAGUGUAUCCAGUCUUGCAGGAGCAGUUCCAUUUCCUGGUUUUGCUGCAUAUGGAGCCUCCAAGGCAGCUGUAAUUUCUUACUUUGGAGCUUUAAGACUUGAACUGUCAUGCUGGGGAGUAAAAGUGGCCAUUGUUCAGCCAGGAGGUUUUAAGACCAACAUUCUAGGCAAUCAAGAGGGAUGGAAUAACAUUCAGAAUGAAAUCCUGAGCACUCAAGCACCAGAAGUAAUAAAGGCUUAUGGAGAAGAGUACAUCUGCACCAUGCAGCAACGUUUAAGCAACAUGACUGCAAACGCCUGCUCAGAUUUCAGACCGGUUCUGGAUGAUAUAAAGCAUGCUCUGCUCUCAGAAAGGCCAAAGCACUUCUAUUACCCUGGACACACUGCCUGGGCUUUUCCAUUCCUGCAAAAAGUCUGUCCGAGCUGGCUGUUUGAUGCUUUGUUUUUACACAUGUUAAAGUAUGAUACAUUUCUGCCUGCAGGAGUGACUUUGAAAUGAACAUUUACUUA